This is a messenger RNA of Aureobasidium subglaciale EXF-2481, 2856 nucleotides long. RefSeq lists its product as uncharacterized. The record is from RefSeq and is a predicted model, not a curated record. The coding region runs from base 1 to 2856 and encodes 951 amino acids. The transcript is spliced from 8 exons. NCBI's taxonomy places the organism in Eukaryota, Fungi, Ascomycota, Dothideomycetes, Dothideales, Saccotheciaceae.
AUGGUUCUCUACAAACGAAAGCCGGUGACAAUGACGCCGGUACCUGCCAAAGUCGACAACAAUACCGAGGUCUGGGUCAUGCCCAAGUCGGGAGAAGUCUUUACAGACUACGAAUCCUAUCUCUCACGCUUCGAGUUCUGCAACCGAAAAAAGUUCACAGAUGCCGUCAAUGGCAAGUCCGGUCUGACCUUCUUCGCCGCUAUCGACUCAGAGAACAACAGCUCCAGCGACAUUGACAAGAUAUUCCCCGACGCCCUCCGCGAUCCCAUUCUGAGAAAGGUCCAAUUCUCCGACAUCUCUCGCAUAGAUGAGCUGGUCUCUUUCGUCUACGACGAAUUCCGCAAUGACUACUUUCCCGGCGAGGAAGUAGGCGUCACCCUCGACAGCGGCGAGGUGUACGAGGGCGUGAUCCGCGAGAAGGCCAAGUUCCCUCAACUACUUAACCCCGAUGGCUCCAUCCAGCGCGAAGCCUUUUCUCGUUACUUUGUCAAGCUCAACAACGAACAAGGCGACGAAGCACUUCUGGACGGCAAGUGCAUCAAGAGAAGCCGCAGACUCUUCACCAAGCAAAAUCUGAGAUCCUUCCUUAAGAGUUCGAUACAGCGAGACAUGUUCACUGGUGCACCGUGGCUGGUCAAGGAGCAUCUCGCAAGACAAUACAGACUGCCCAUGGAGAUCCCUCCCCACCUCGCCCAACGCAUGCAAGCCUCACCCCAGCCCGGCAUGCCUCGCCAACCACAUGGCACAUCAAUCUUCAACAAGGUCAACGGCCGUAAAGGAAAGAAUCUCACUGUUGGAGACUUUGAGGCAGACGGUUCGCCGCAAGGAUACACGACCCCACCUCUCAAUGGCUCCAAGUUUCCUGGAUACCAAACCGCAGCCAUCAAGGCAGAGCCGCAAAAAGCUGUCCCUCCACCCAUCAAGUACCCUAUCGAUGAUCUGGACGUCCCAGCAAGAAAGACCGAUAUUGUUCGUCCUGAUCUGAAGUUCAUCACAUCGCAAAGCCCAGCCGAGGGCGAACUCAAGAUGGAUUAUGUCGGUCCUUUACUGGAGAUCUGGAAUACGCUCAACGUACAUUCUGAGGUACUUUCACUAGAUGCCUUCACAUUUGACGACUUUGUGGAGGCGAUGAAAUUCACCUCGGAUGAUGUGACCUGCGAGCUACUCGAAGAAGCACAUUGCGCAGUGCUGAAGACGAUUGUCAACGACGAAGGCACUCUCCAAGUCACUCUCCCGGACAUGAUUGAAGACGAGUCUUCAGACGAAGAGAUGGACGAGAGCGAGCCAGCCACCCCUAUUAUGGACGCACCUGCACACGCAACUAGAAGCCGCAUGAGCAACAUUAGUAACGUUGAGCCGGAAGAGUCAAAUGGCAGAUCCAGCAGAACACCCGCAGAAGGCCGCCAUCGCCCGCAUCGCACAGCUGAACUACUGGCAUCUUAUAGCUGGGUGGAUCGACUCAAGGCUCGUGACUUUGCCCAUGGAGGCUGGCAAACAAUCAUGGCAGGUUUGCUCCAUCAGCUCUCGUUAAACCCUCGUCAAAAGUCUGAAUGCGACAAGGUAUUAUCCAAGCUCGUGCCACUUGAAGAAGAUCCCAGCCAGGAGAGUGUUCGGAUCAACUAUAUUCGACUAGACAUUAAUCUUCGCAUCUCUGCGUUGCAGCUAAUCACCCUGCUUUGUGUCAGCACAAAAGCCGUAAGGAAAUACCUCGAGGAGAUGAGCGAGGAACAGACCAGAAUUCGCAAGGAAAAGCUCGAGCAUCAAAAAGCGAAGAAGGAGUUCGUCGCAAAGCUCAACGACCUCGAAACACAGAAGAAGAUUCUGUUGCCCGACAACCUCCCGGAUUCGCCCAAAGAGGAGCAAGCUGAUCCUAUGGACAUUAGCAUGAGCCAUGUCGAUGAUACCAUGGAUACUGUGGACCUCGCGACAUCAGACAUGGACGAAGAAGGUGGCCGUUCCCUCCGACGUGGCAACGAGCGAAAGCGUAAGCGUGACGAAGACACUGCUCGACGCGAGAAGCUGCGCGAGGAGAAGAGAGCAAAGACCAACCCGAAGCAGUCCAAGGAGUUUACUAAACUACUGAAAGACAUUGACAAGCUCAAGGUCGACAUUUCGAAACGCGAGAAGGAGAUUGCCAUUUGCGACGAUGAUCUCCGUGAGGCUAACUGUCAGCGCACCAAGGUACUUGGAAGAGAUAGAUUCUGGAAUCGCUACUAUUGGUUUGAGCGCAACGGUAUGCCUUUCACUGGCCUUACCGAUGGCAGCACCGGUGAAUAUGGGUACGCCAAUGGGCGCAUCUGGGUCCAAGGCCCCGAUGAGAUGGAGCGCUUGGGCUUCAUCGAUCUGCCCGAAGAUCUGCAACGCACCUACAUCCAAGACCACGGAAUCUCUGUUCCUGAUCGCAAGACCAAAGAAGAAGGCUCUACCAGCCUACGAACCGCCAACGAGUGGGGCUACUACGACGAGCCCGAGACUAUCAUUUUACUGCUAAGCUGGUUCGACGAUCGUGGAGUCAGAGAGAAGGCACUGCGCAAGGAGAUGACUGCUUGGCAAGAGCCAAUCACCGACCAGAUGCGCACGCUCAAGACGCAUCUCGACAGCAUCAACCAAGACGAUGUAGAUGAUGAACCCGUCACACGUGUGUCAACCAGAAAGAAGACAUACGUCGACGUCGAGGCAUCCAGUCAGCGCUGCCUCAGGUGGAGAAACCUGACAGCUAUCGAGAAGCAUGGUCAUCUGCAUUCUGAACAGCCGAAGCCCAAGGAGAAGAAGGGCAAGAAGGAAGCGAAGGGCGUCGCCAAAGUUGUCGCAAAGGGAAAGCCUACAACCAGACAGGGAACUAAGUAUGGCAAAUAG